Messenger RNA from Thermothelomyces thermophilus ATCC 42464, 1137 nucleotides. RefSeq lists its product as uncharacterized. The transcript is spliced from 2 exons. Lineage: Eukaryota; Fungi; Ascomycota; Sordariomycetes; Sordariales; Chaetomiaceae. The coding region runs from base 362 to 1024 and encodes 220 amino acids. The record is from RefSeq and is a predicted model, not a curated record.
GGCUAGUGAAGGGACUGCCUGAUGGUGACCGAGCACGACUUCGUUGUCCGCUCAUGGGGGGUCAUUAAUUAUCUUACCAUUGCAGAGCGGGAUCAAAACGAAUCAGGUUGGCGAGAACCAAUGUCACUGUGUCAUCUAGCGUGCCGCUUGUGGCUGCUAUGAGAUCGGGGCUUUUCGAAUAAUCGGUGAUGCCGACGACUAUAGGACGGGCUAUUAGCGAAGCAUAAAUACGCUAAGAUAUCUCUCCUCCCUCGAUGUUGUCAAUCCGGCAUCUCACCACACGCUACACAUCUCGUCACCCAUCCACGGAACCAAACAAAGAGGCCAAAUUCCAGCCCUUUAAGACUUCCUCGCCCUCACCAUGCAGCACAUUCUCGCUCUUGUGGCUCUCGUGCCCGCCGUCCUUGCGCAGACCUACUAUGGCUGUUACACCGAGAUACCUGCUCGCGCCCUGACCGGUUCUUCCCUGAUCGACUAUGAGAACAUGACCAUUGCUGUCUGCGAGGCUCACUGCACGGGACUGGACUUUGACAUCUGGGGCGUCGAGUACGGGGGCGAGUGCUACUGUGGCAACGCCCUCGCCCAGGGGUCGUUCCCCGCCUUCGUGACAGACUGCGCCAUGCCGUGCCCGGGCGACGCGGCGACCGUGUGCGGCGGGCCCAACCGGCUGUCCCUCUACGGCGCGUCCGAGGAGGCGCCGGUCGUGACCCCGCAGCCGCACGACCCGGUGAGCGAGACUCAGUACGCGGGUUGCUGGAGCGAGGUAGAGGGCGGCGCGCGCGCCCUCGCGGGCACCAGCGCCUUCUCCCUCUCCGCAAUGACCGUCCCCGCCUGUGGCGACUACUGCCUCAACAGCGGCUUCCUGUGGUUUGGCCUCGAGUACGGCGCCGAGUGCUACUGCGGCGAGGAGCUCAGUGUCAACAGCACCAGCGUCGCCGAGGCUGACUGCGACAUGCCGUGCUCGGGCGAUGCGGCGACCACGUGUGGCGGUUCGAACCGGCUAAGCGUCUACCAGUGGGUGUAAUUAAUUAAUCUACAGAUUGUUGAGGGACGGUCAUCUCAAGAGGGUGCCUAAGCUUACUACGAAGGCAAAGGGUGACCGUUGGAUGAAGUGAACAGACGGGGCAAGAAGACGAG